AUGGAUAUUGAAUUUUCUGAGCGCCAGAAGCGGCAUGCUGGGCGGCCUCGGUCGCAGAUACAAUCUAUCGAGCGUCGUUCUAGCAAGCAGCCGACCUCGCCUAUUAAGGGUGGAAAGACAUUGCGGGAAGGAUCCAAAAGCAAGACUAUUCGAGCGGUGACACCAGAGUCUCCCACAGAACCUUUGACAGCUCGAGGUGCUCGUGAGGCUAUCUUGACAGCGUCACCUUCUUCCAUGGGCCGGGAAGCUUUGAACGCCUCAAGUUGUGAUCAAUCUGCCUCCGUUUCCAGUGCGCCUCAAGACACUGCCGUAAGGGUUAAGCCGCACAAGCAAAAAUCAAACAGAAAAGCAUCGGAAGACGCCUCGUUGUCUGCAUCACCUACUUCGUUGUUGUCAAAAACUCGCGUUCGCAUAAAUUCCAUUACCACAAGUAAUCCCUUCUUCACCAGAUCUUCUGAAGACUCGUCUCAUUCGAUAGGGUUUCCUUCGGUUGUACCACCGCCAACUUUCUCGCAAUCAGAAGUGAAGUCACAUCAAGUUGGCAGAAAAUUACAGCGUCUGGUGAAACCGGCACCGUCGGCUGCCUUGGGGGGUGGUGCAUAUUAUCCUGAAGGGAUGGACCUCCGGUCGCCGCCUAUGAACAGUGAUUCUGAUACUAUACUGGACUUGAUGAAGACAACGUUCGGUCGAAUGCAUGGUCUCUUAUACUUUCGCCCCGCAAACGCCCGGAACUGGGCUUCGGGAUACUGCGCGAUCAAUGUUACAUACGGGAGCUUAGUCUAUCAAGCGAAGGGCGAACCACCGCUCGCUAAAACUCUUAUACCUGAUCUGCGUGGCUGCAGGGUCAGAUCAUUGUAUGAUCCUGAAGAUGAGUGCAACUAUCUUAGUGUAUCCACUGCAUCGUCUGGUCUGAGGGUGCAUCUGAGACCACCCGUGCCGGAGACAUUUGAUUCCUGGCUUGCAGCGCUGCUAUGCUGGCAACCUAUCAGACCCAAAGGCGUCCAGAAUAAAAUGACCAAACCACAGUCCAUCUCGAUCAUUGAGCGCCAUACGACAGACAAAAGGCGGGCUUCGGAGGCCUCAAUCUCUAGAAGCCCUGCCAUUAUCAAGGUCGGCAGAAUGCUUCUUUGGGAAGGCAGCAUGGAUACAGAUGCGUCGCAUCCUACUACAUCAAGGCGAAUCUCGACGUACAAGCAGCUUAGGGCCAUCUCAAAUUCGUGGCAACGGAUCAGCUGUACUCUUCUGGACAAUGGCCAUUUCAAGCUGCUGACUGAGUCGGAUGCUCAAUUGAUCUCAGCCAUCCACCUCUCGUCACUGUCUCGAUACGCGAUACAACAGCUCAAUGCGUCUGUACUGGAGGACGAAUACUGCCUUGCUAUCUACCCCCAAUACAUAGCACACCCUAACGAGGAGAUUCAGGCCAAACCCAUUUAUCUGUCUCUAGAAUCGCGUGUGCUGUUCGAAGUCUGGUUUGUAUUGCUGCGUGCCUUUACAGUACCCGAACUUUAUGGACCGGAGCAGCCGAUCUCAGACCUAUCAUCCGCGCAAAGAGAGCCUAUCUCAAAUGCAGGUUCAAGUUUGUGCGCAGGACUCUUUCGAGUAGAGCGUUCCUUGUCAGUCAAGAUCACAGAAGCUAAGCUUACUUCUCGAGCUCCUCACGAAAACUCCGCCCAUCUAGAAGCCAGCUUGACUGCACAAGGGGCGCAAGGAGGGUUCUAUGCGGAAGUUGUGCUUGAUGGUCAACCCAGAGGGCGAACAUCUGCAAAACCACAGAGCUCUAUGUUUUGGGCUGAAGACUUUCUGUUUGAGGAUUUACCACCGGUCCUAUCAAGUGCAGUGGUCCUCCUUAAAGUUCGGAGGGCAGAUGAGAAAGAAUGGACGACUGUUACCACCGGCUUAUACACUUUGUCCCCUGCUGAUAACAACCAAACGUCAACUAACAACGAAAUCUCGGUCUCAUCCCAUGAUACCAUAAUUGGGAAAAUAGAGCUCCAGCUUGACGACAUGGAACAAGGGGUCGAGAUCGACCAGCGUUGGCAGGUGGUCGACAGCGAUAGUUCGCCCAUAGGGUACGCCCUCAUGAAACUACGACUCACUGAAACAAUCGUUCUGAUGAAGGAGGACUAUUCACCACUCCUCGAUCUUCUACGUAGCUUCUCCAAUGGGCUUACUGUCACAGUAGCCAAAGCAAUUCCCUCAGAGCUGAGAUUAAUUUCUGAGACCUUUCUAGACAUCUUUCAAGUAUGCGGAAAUGCCAGUGAAUGGCUGAUGACUCUCGUGGAAGAUGAGAUUGAUGGUGUUCACCAGGAAGCUUCGAUGCAGAGGCUCAGGUAUAACAGCAGAAUCCAUUCGAAUGAUUCUUAUGAAUCAGCAGAAGAAAGGGAGCUUAUGGUGCGGGACCUUGGUCGGUCGGCCACACUCGAAGCGAACCUACUGUUCAGAGGGAACACGCUCCUAACCAAAGCCUUAGACGCGCACAUGAGACGCUUGGGCAAAGAAUAUCUUGAAGAAACCAUUGGAGAGGCGCUACGCGACAUCGAUGAAAGUGAUCCCGAUUGCGAGGUUGAUCCUAGUAAGGUCAAAGCGCCGCAAGCUCUUGAUAGGAACCGGAGCAAUCUUAUCACCCUGACGAUGAAUAUUUGGGCAGCAAUAUCUGCUUCCGCAGUGCGCUGUCCGACAGAGCUGAGGCAACUAUUCCGGCACAUUAAAUCAUGUGCUGAAACUCGUUACGGUGACUUCCUUCGAACUGUCGCAUAUAGCAGUGUGUCUGGUUUUCUCUUUCUGCGCUUUUUCUGCCCAGCGAUCUUGAACCCAAGGCUCUUUGGCUUGCUCAAAGAGAAUCCCCGACCACGAGCACAACGGACGUUGACUUUGAUUGCCAAAUCGUUGCAAGGCCUUGCCAACAUGUCAACAUUUGGCGCCAAAGAACCAUGGAUGGAGCCUAUGAAUACCUUCCUACAGACAUCACGCCCAGAGUUCAAGGCCUUCGUGGACAGAAUCUGCUCCGUUCCAUCAGAACGACCAAGUCAAGCAGUAUCAGCGUCAUAUGCCACUCCGAUCCAAAUUCUCGGAAGGCUCCCGCAAACCUCGCGUGAAGGGUUCCCAAGCCUUCCUUUCCUGAUCGAUUCAGCCAAAAGCUUUGCAAGCUUGAUUCCUCUAUGGCUGCAGAAGCGCCCGGAUAAUCUCGAUGCGAAAAUGGAGAAAGACCACCCUUUACGAGAGUUUCAUGAGCUCUGUGUUCAAAUUCAGCGGCGAACAAAGGAUUGUUUGAGUAAGGCAGAGCCAGCUGAGCGGCCCAGUGGAGGUCUGGAGCUUGAAUGGCAGCGAUUACUGGUGGACCGAGAGAGAUAUGGUACAUUCGAGGACGACCUGGUCAGUCCGACCUUUCUGCCUGCUAGUGAUGUAGUAUCUGGAAGUUCGCGGACGGAUUCUGCAAGCAGGCGCACAUCAACCAGCCUCUUCAUGAGGCCUCUAACGCCACCAUUUGUGCCUCGGGCCAACCACGAGUGGGAACCUGACAGACCACGGGGCCCAACCUCGGUCUUAGCAGAGCAUACCAGGCCUGCAUACUCUUGUACGCGGACAGGGGAAUCCCGAAAGAGCGCUUCGAGCUCCAAGAACUCGUCAAGCUUAUCACUGGAGACUGCUGAGAGCUCUCGGCUGCGGUCAAAUACGGGCAACCGAGAUGGCUCCUCCAAGAAUCGAUUCAAGGAUUUUGUGAGUGCGUCCGCGCGGCGCCGAAUGCGGGAAGGAGUGCAUCCCCCGCGCUCCGAAGAGCGAAGUGAAUUUUAA
This is a messenger RNA of Endocarpon pusillum Z07020, 3792 nucleotides long. RefSeq lists its product as uncharacterized. The record is from RefSeq and is a predicted model, not a curated record. Gene Ontology annotation, biological process: regulation of GTPase activity. The coding region runs from base 1 to 3792 and encodes 1263 amino acids. Lineage: Eukaryota; Fungi; Ascomycota; Eurotiomycetes; Verrucariales; Verrucariaceae. The transcript has 2 exons.